Molecule: messenger RNA, 5444 nt
Organism: Sinocyclocheilus anshuiensis
Lineage: Eukaryota; Metazoa; Chordata; Actinopteri; Cypriniformes; Cyprinidae
Product: probable global transcription activator SNF2L2
Exons: 33
Coding region: 100-4521 (1473 amino acids)
Biological process (GO): regulation of DNA-templated transcription
Cellular component (GO): nucleus
Molecular function (GO): ATP binding; histone binding
Source: RefSeq, a predicted model, not a curated record
GAGGGGACCAACAUAUGGCAGUCAUAUUUUUUGAAGCUGAAAUAAUGUGCUAGACAUUUUAUUGUGUUGUUUACCUCGCAGAAGAUUCUCAGCCAAUAGAUGUCCACCCCCAACGAGCCACCAGUUGGAAUGUCCCAUGCUGGUCCCUCACCAGGUGCUGGCCUGUCUCCGGGGCCCAUCCUAGGGCCCAGCUCUGGACCCAGCCCCUCUCCUGGCUCUGUACACAGUAUGAUGGGCCCCAGCCCAGGGCCCCCAAGUGUCCCGCAUGCUAUGCAGGGCCAAGGGGCAGGAGACUAUUCACAGGACAUGCACCUAAUGCAUAAGCCUAUGGAGGGAAUGCAUGAGAAGGGGAUGGGAGACGAUAUGCACUUUGGCCAGAUGAAGGGGGUGGGAAUGAGAUCCCUGCACAGUGGCAUGGGUCCUCCACAGAGCCCCAUGGAUCAACACAGUCAAGGCUACAUGUCCCCUCAUCCCUCGCCAAUGGGCCAGGUGCCGGAACAUGUGCCCAGCCCUAUGUCAGGAGGAGGGCCAACCCCACCGCAAAUGUCUCAGGGUCAGUCACCCAUGAUGCCCAUGGAUCCACAGGGGAUGGGACAGCAGGCCAGGGGUCAGUCUGCCUUCAGCCCAGUCCAGCUACAGCAACUAAGGGCUCAGAUCCUGGCAUACAAGAUCCUGGGUCGUGGUCAGCCUCUGCCUGAGAAUCUACAGUUAGCUGUGUUGGGCAAGAGGAGCCUCCACACCAUGCAACAGCAGCCCAUCAACACUGGCCCCUACAAUAGACCUCCAGGUAUGCCAGUGCCUCAUGGAGGGCCUGCAACGGGCCCAUGUCCCUCUCCAGCCAUGCAGACUCAUACCGGUUCUGGGCCAAAACCGUGGCCUGAAGGUCAAGGCUCAGAGACCCCAAGCGCUCCACAGAAGCUGUUGGUCCCAGCUCCCAGCGGCAGACCCUCUCCAGCUCCCCCGUUGGCCCUCACUGGCACACAACCUGUGCCCUGCACCUCCCUCACCUCCCAACCUCAGCCACCGCCAGGACCAGGCCAGCCCUCCCUCAUUAUCCAGCUUCAGCAGAAACAGAAUCGCAUCACACCGAUUCAGAAGCCUCAGGGUCUGGAUCCUGUUGAACUCUUGCAAGAGAGGGAAUACCGUCUUCAGGCCAGGAUUGCUCACAGAAUUCAGGAGCUGGAGAAUCUGCCAGGAUCGCUGCCACCUGAUCUGCGGACUAAAGCUACUGUGGAGCUGAAGGCCUUAAGACUGCUCAACUUCCAGCGGCAGUUGAGGCUCGAUGUUGUAGCCUGCAUGUGCCGAGACACAACUCUGGAGACGGCCCUGAACUCCAAAGCCUACAAGCGCAGCAAGAAACAGACACUUAGAGAAGCUCGCAUGACAGAGAAACUAGAGAAGCAGCAAAAGAUUGAGCAGGAGAGGAAGCGCCGCCAGAAACACCAGGAAUAUCUCAACAGCAUUCUGCAACAUGCAAAAGAUUUCAAAGAAUAUCACAGAUCCAUCUCUGGAAAAAUCCAAAAGCUGUCUAAAGCCAUCGCAACAUGGCACACCAACACAGAGAGAGAGCAGAAUAAGGAGAAGGAAAGAAUCGAGAAAGAGAGGAUGAGGAGACUGAUGGCUGAGGAUGAAGAAGGUUACAGGAAGCUAAUUGAUCAGAAGAAGGACAAGCGUCUGGCCUACCUCCUUCAACAGACAGAUGAAUACGUGGCCAACCUGACUGAGCUUGUCUAUGAACACAAGGCUGCUCAAGCUGCCAAGGAGAAGAAGAGGAAGAGAAAGAAGAAAAAGAAGGAAGCUGGCGAUGCUGAAGGAAUGGGAGCCAUCUGGCCUGAUGGAGAGCUCAUAGAUGAGAACAGCCAGAUGAGUGAGCUGCCAGUCAAAGUAAUUCAGACUGAGACUGGGAAAGUGCUGCAGGGGACAGAUGCCCCCAAGUCCAGUCAGUUAGAGGCCUGGCUCGAGAUGAAUCCUGGCUAUGAAGUUGCUCCACGGUCAGACAGUGAAGAGAGUGGCUCGGAAUUUGAAGAGGAGGACGAUGAAGAGGUGGUCUCCAGAGCUGAAUCGGAAGAAAAGAAAGUCAUCGAUCCCAACAGUGAUGAAGUAUCUGAAACGGCAGCCAAGCACAUCAUAGAGUCUGCUAAGCAGGAUGUGGAUGACGAGUAUAGUGUUCAGGCAGGACAGACCAGCUCCCAGUCUUACUAUGGAGUGGCCCACGCGGUCAUAGAGAGGGUGGAUAAACAGUCCACCCUACUGAUCAAUGGGACCCUCAAACACUACCAGAUCCAGGGUCUGGAAUGGAUGGUGUCUCUGUACAACAACAACCUGAAUGGUAUUCUGGCUGAUGAGAUGGGACUGGGGAAGACCAUUCAGACUAUCGCACUUAUCACUUAUCUGAUGGAAAACAAGAGGCUCAACGGGCCGUACCUCAUCAUUGUACCGCUCUCGACUUUGUCCAACUGGGUUUAUGAGCUGGACAAGUGGGCACCAAGUAUUGUGAAAAUUGCCUACAAGGGCACACCAUCAAUGCGGAGGUCUUUGGUGCCGCAGCUCCGCAGUGGGAAGUUUAAUGUCCUUAUAACCACCUACGAGUACAUCAUCAAAGACAAGCAAAUUCUCGCCAAGAUUCGCUGGAAGUAUAUGAUAGUGGAUGAGGGCCACCGCAUGAAGAACCAUCACUGCAAGCUCACACAGGUGUUGAACACUCACUACGUUGCUCCCAGAAGGCUGUUACUUACUGGAACACCUCUGCAGAACAAAUUACCUGAGCUCUGGGCCCUGCUCAACUUCCUGUUGCCCACCAUCUUCAAAAGCUGCAGCACCUUUGAGCAGUGGUUCAAUGCUCCUUUUGCAAUGACAGGAGAGAGGGUGGAUCUAAAUGAAGAGGAGACCAUCCUUAUCAUUCGUCGUUUGCAUAAGGUGUUACGUCCCUUCCUUCUGCGCAGACUGAAGAAAGAGGUGGAGUCUCAGUUGCCUGAGAAGGUGGAGUAUGUCAUCAAAUGUGACAUGUCAGCCAUCCAGAAGGUUCUGUACAGGCACAUGCAGGGCAAAGGCAUCCUGCUCACUGAUGGAUCAGAGAAAGACAAGAAGGGUAAAGGAGGAGCCAAGACCUUAAUGAACACCAUAAUGCAGCUGAAGAAGAUCUGUAAUCAUCCCUACAUGUUUCAGCACAUAGAGACGUUACAUCAACAUCUCAAACAAUGUCAUAUGGGCCUCAACUUGCAAGCUGCAGACACCGUUGUGAUCUUUGACAGCGACUGGAACCCCCACCAGGACUUGCAGGCACAGGACCGAGCCCAUCGUAUCGGCCAGCAGAAUGAAGUACGCGUACUGCGUCUGUGCACUGUUAAUAGUGUGGAGGAGAAGAUUCUAGCAGCGGCCAAGUAUAAACUGAACGUUGAUCAGAAAGUCAUUCAGGCUGGCAUGUUUGAUCAGAAGUCCUCCGGCCAUGAGCGCAGAGUCUUCCUGCAGGCUAUUCUGGAGCACGAGGAACAGAAUGAGGAGGAAGAUGAAGUUCCAGAUGAUGAAACUCUCAAUCAGAUGAUUGCUCGUAAUGAGGACGAAUUUGAGCUUUUCAUGCGCAUGGAUUUAGACCGCCGUCGAGAGGAUGCACGCAACCCUAAGCGUAAACCUCGGCUAAUGGAAGAGGAUGAGCUGCCAUCAUGGAUCCUGAAGGAUGAUGCUGAGGUGAAGCGGCUUACCUGCGAGGAGGAGGAGGAAAAGAUUUUCGGCCGUGGCUCCCGUCACCGCAGAGAUGUCGACUACAGCGACGCAUUGACGGAAAAGCAGUGGCUGAGGGCUAUAGAGGAUGGCAACCUGGAGGAAAUCGAGGAGGAGAUACGGCUGAAGAGGCGCAAGCGUAGGAGACACGUGGACAAAGACAUGAGGCGUGAGGACGCAGACAAAGCCAAGAAGAGAAGAGGACGUCCUCCAGCAGAGAGGCUCUCCCCAAAUCCACCCAAACUCACAAAACAGAUGAAUGCCAUCGUUGAUACAGUCAUCAAUUACAAAGAUGCAUCAGGCCGUCAGCUCAGCGAGGUCUUUGUGCAGCUGCCCUCCAGGAAAGAGCUUCCUGAAUACUAUGAACUGAUAAGGAAGCCAGUGGACUUCAAGAAGAUCAAGGAGCGUGUGCGUAACCACAAGCACAGGAGUGUGAGCGAUCUGGAGAAAGACGUCAUGCUUCUUUGUCACAAUGCUCAGACUUAUAAUCUAGAGGGCUCUCAGAUCUAUGAGGACUCCAUUGUUCUCCAGUCAGUAUUCAAAAGUGCAAGGCAAAAGAUUGCUAGGGAGGAGAGCGACGAUGACAGCAAUGAUGAUAACGAUGAUGAUGAGGAGGAAUCAGAGGAAGAGUGUAAAUCAGUGAAGGUGAAAAUUAAGCUGAGUAAACGGGACGAGAGAUGUCAGGACAAAGGCAAGAAGAGACCAAGUCGUGGAAAGGCCAAGCCUGUGGUCAGUGACGAUGACAGCGAGGAAGAACAGGAGGAGAACGAGCUGUCAGAGGGGAGCCACAGCGAUGAUGAGUGAGGAGGAGAUGAGCUGAUCAUCAGCAUUCCCUUCACACGUUUAUUUGCUUCUUUUAUUGUCUUUCGUCACCCAGCUCAAUUAUUCUGUGCUUGCGAAAAGAUUGAUUAUUUUUUUUGUUUUAUUGUAUGUUUAAACACUUUCAUUCUGUUUUGGAUGCAGCUGACUGAGGAGUAAUCUACAGUGAGGAAGCAUCUUCUUUGCACCUUUAAUAGCUUACAGUUAUUCUGAAAUUUCCCUACAUGUAGUGAGGUAUUUUAGAGAUGAUUUCUGUAUGCUUGUAUAUAAUCUACAUUUAUGCAAUGUUUAAAAAACAAUCAAAAUAUGUUUGAUUUGCAUCAAAGAACGUCAUUUAUAAGCUAUUCAGACCUUUUUUAAAAGCUAACCUAACCCUUGGUUAAACCAUUUGUUUCAAAUUUACAAAGCAUAUCAUAAAGUAUUCAAGUGUUACUUCAAGUGAGGUCCUCAUUACAUGAGCAUUUUGUAAUGUCUAGAUUAGAUCAUAUAUUACAGUAACGUCUAUAUUGCAUUGCAUGCAGCACAAAAACCAGCAGAGAUUCUAAAUGUGAGAGCGCUGAUCAGCCCUUUACCGAUUUAGUAGUAUGUGAAAUAUGAAUUUGACGUGCUUUGUAUCAUAUCCAUAGAUGUCUUUCUUUCAUUGGUUUUUAUACUUCAUAGUCUGACUUGCCUGCUUGUUCCAAGGACAAAUGCAGAUUUGUUUGUUGCAGUGUCAUUUGCUUCACUUUCUUCUUCUUUUUUUUUAAAGUUUUUUAUUUACAGUGGAGAAGAGCAUCUCACAGUAUUUCAAUAUUUCAACAGAGUAUUGUAUGUCAGACUAUAAACCAGCUCAGAUUGGCUACCUUUUCAUCUAUGGAUAUUUUUCUAUUUUCAUUGAAAAAAAAAACAAAACCCCAGGAAUGGGGUGU